Aquila chrysaetos chrysaetos is the source of this 4047-nucleotide messenger RNA. RefSeq names its product platelet activating factor acetylhydrolase 2 (gene PAFAH2). The transcript is spliced from 13 exons. Lineage: Eukaryota; Metazoa; Chordata; Aves; Accipitriformes; Accipitridae. The coding region runs from base 121 to 1263 and encodes 380 amino acids. The record is from RefSeq and is a predicted model, not a curated record. Gene Ontology annotation, molecular function: 1-alkyl-2-acetylglycerophosphocholine esterase activity.
GUACUGGUGGCUACUGGGAGCUGUAGUCCACGUGCACGCGUGGCACUGGGAGCUGUAGUGCAGGGCGCACUGGUGUGUGCUGGGAGCUGCGGCCCGGUGCACUGGUUCGGCCGUGGCAGCAUGGGGGGGACGCAGUCGCUGGCGCUGCCCCCGGGGAAGGGACCUCACCAGGUGGGCUGCGCGGACGUCAUGGUGGGCCACACGCGGCAGGGACUCUUCCUCCGCUUCUUCUACCCCUGCCUGCCCCGGGCAGGGGCCGAGCGGCCGCUCUGGAUCCCACGCUACGAGUACUGCCGCGGGCUGGCCGACUUCACCCGCCGCAGCCGGCGCUGGUGCGCGCCCCUGUUCAGCAUCGCCAUCGGCUCCUGCAAAGUGCCGGUGAGCUGGAACGGCCCUUUCAAGCCCUGCGGCAGCGGGUACCCGCUGAUCAUCUUCUCCCACGGCCUGGGAGCCUUUCGGACCCUGUACUCCUCGGUCUGCUCGGAGCUGGCAUCCUGGGGUUUCGCGGUGGCGGCACUGGAGCACAGGGACCAUUCUGCCUCCGCGACGUAUUUCUGCAAAGCAGAGGCUGGGAGAGAGGAGUGGAUCCCCUACCAACGGGUGCCCCAAGGGCAGAAGGAGUUUUAUUUCCGAAACAAGCAGGUUCAUCAGAGAGCGGAGGAAUGUGUGCGAGCGCUCCGGCUCUUCGAGGACAUCAGCAGUGGUAAAUCUGUCCUGAACGUCCUUCACCAGGACUUUGAUCUCUCUGUGCUGAAGGACAGCGUUGAUCUGACCAAAGUCGCUGUCAUGGGCCAUUCCUUUGGCGGGGUGACAGCAGUGCUGGCCUUGGUGAAAGAGCCCAGCUUCAGGUGUGCGGUGGCUCUCGACGCCUGGAUGUUCCCCCUGGAGAACGCGCUGUACCCGGAGGUGCCCAAGCCCGUGCUCUUCAUCAACACCGAGAAGUUCCAGACACCAGAAAGCAUUGCCAAAAUGAAGAGACUGAGCUCCAGAAACAGCCAGACGAAGAUUAUAACCAUCCUGGGAUCUGUGCACCAGAGCCAGACCGACUUCACCUUUCUCACCGGGAAACUCGUCAACCGCUUCUUUGGCCUGAGGGGGACCCUCGACCCCUACAAGGGUCUGGACAUCACCAGCCGGGCAGCUCUGGCCUUCCUGCAAAGGCAUCUCAACCUGGAAGAGGAGUUCGAUCAAUGGGACAACCUCCUCGAAGGCAUCGGAGACUCAGUUGUUCCAGAAGCACCGUUCUGCCGCUCCAAGCUGUAGCCUGCUCCGAGGUCGGUGGUGGGAGCUGAGGAAAGCAGCUACUUCUUGUCCAAACUGUGCCGUGCAGGAGCCCACAAGGGCAGGAGGACCCAUGGGGAGAGCAGGACCUGGGGACCAUGCUCGUAGGACGUCUGGUGGCCGUGGUGCUCAGCGAGCGUGCCAGGAGAGCCCUCCCUGCUCAAGCGCUGCCUGCAGUGGCUGCUGCCUGCAGUGAGGGCUGUGGGACUAAGAGAAUAAAAUCCCCGGGGACAAAGACUGAGUUGGCUGUCACUUGGGCCUGAGGUGACACCCUGCUUGCAUGCAGAGGGUAGGUGGGCAUCGAUCCCUCGCCGGGCCUGGCUGGAUCUGCUGCAGCUGUGGCACAUCUGGCAGGAGCAGGCAGGUUGUUUGCUGUGGGUUGGGUGUAGUUCAACCACAGCCAAAAGAACCAGCGCAAAGAGAUGCAGCAUCAGGGCUCCAAGCACAAAGGUAAUGAAAAUCUUAUCGUCGUCCUGGAAAGCUGGCCAGAUUGCUGACUCCACGCCUCAAAUCUGGGGGUAAAAAGAAAGAGGACGGUAUUAAACACGGGACUCGCUGGAGGUAUCUCUGAGCACCCCAGCAGCGCAGGGAUGUGAAACGGGGACUGGGAUCAGCCCUGGGGACAGAAGGAAAACAGCCCAGCCUGGUUUUGCAGCAUGAAGAGCAACUCUGCUCCAAACAGGCACGUGCUGGCGGUGGGAAUAAGGCACUUUGGAAGUACCUAUAGCACAUUCCUGGGUAACGCCAGAGACGUUAGAGCAAGGGGUGCUUUUUAAGGGGGGGUCCGAUCCUCAGCUAUCCUGAAGCCGGCGGAGCUCCAUGGAUUUACCCCACUGGAGACCCUCCCCAGGGUCCUCGCUGGCACUGCGGCCGGAGAGGCGGCAGGCAAUCCUGGACACUCCGCCUCGGCAGCUGCUGGGAACAUCCGGGCUCCCGGCACACCAUCUGCUUUUGCAUUGUCCCCGCAGCCGCCGGCAUGGCAUUCCUGCUGGGGGAUGUGAGGGGGGACGGCAGCGGCAGCCUUGGCUUUGCUUCACCUCCUGCCAUCGCAGGGAGAAGCUGCAGCAGACGACAGCGCCCGGUGCAGGAUUUCCUGGGGUGCCAAGGAUGGAGGAGAGGGGAGUUUGGGUGGCACAUGCUAUUCCUCACCCAGUGACAGCCGCUGACAGGCGCCAGCAAAGCCCUUCUCCCAGGGGAAGAAAGGGGAAUGGAAAAGCAGCAUCUCACUCCUCCGGUGCCCGAGUUGUUUCUGUCACCAUGAUGGCCACAUCCUCACCUCGCUGGUGGCCCCUGGCCCCUCUUAGUCGAGGGCGAGUCCUGGGGCUGAGGAUGCUCCGGGAUGGCCUCGGGGGGAAGGCAAAGUGCUGUGCAGUAGCAGAGGGGACCUCAGGGGACCUCUUUCAACAUCUGCUCCGUUCUCCAGGGACACAAAGGACUGAUGUGAACAGGACCACAAGAUCCUGGUGCUUUUGAGGCUUGGAGAUUUUUUUUUUUAAUUGUUUUACACGUUAAACACCAUUUCUAGCCCUGGGAGCAGGCUGGGGUGUGACAACCCAGGGAUCCUCAAGACCGUCGUGCUGAGAUGCUGAGGGAAAAUAGUAAGGCCUGGAUUCACAACAGCUUCCGAAGGUCCACGGCCCUGCAAGCUGAGCACAGUGUGUGCAGUGAGAACCGCACGAGCUCUAGUAGAGGAGCUCAGUGUCUGGCCGUGGGCUGCGAUACCAGCCCCGAAGACCAGCGCAGAUGCAGGCGCAGGGCUGACCCCGCUCCCAACCCAAACCCGGGCAGCACCCUCUUGAGCAGAGUUCCUUAGAUUCCUUUGAUUGGGAAUUGUUCUCAUCUAAUGCGUCAGCUUCCAGGCCGUCUUGAGCGGAAAACCCCGGAUGCUCGCAGUCAGGAGAGAUUCAGCUCAACUUUGCCAUCUUCCCAAGCACCAGUUCCUCCCACGCUGGGUUACAGGGCAGGACCAGGGCUCUGCCGGGCAGACAGACCCUUCGGAUCCGGCGCAGGGCACGUGCUUGCCGGCUUCGAGGUGCGAUGCUGCAGGGCUGCAGGCGUGAUGCUUGCUGAGUUCCCUGGCCUUCAAAAUACAAUGCCGCAGGCCAAGAGGGCUCCUGUUCUCUCAGCCAGCAGCAUCGAGGGUAUUUUGAGAGCACAACUGGUUUUUUGACAGUUUUCACUCUGCAGCAGAAGCCCCAUUUCAGGCUGGAGCAGUCUGUUGCUGACCCUAGAGAUGUUUCCUGAAAAAACAGGGGAAAAAAGGACUGAGAAGCGAAAUGGAGGUGCUGGAGGAGAGAAAGGGCUGUGUGAGGUCUCUCCAGUUCCAGGCUGCUCUGAAAAAGCCCCUGAAACAGAUUGGAGGGAUCGGGUUUGGUCAAUAUCCAGAUUUCCUCCAUUUUAGGAAGGACAGGCUGAGCUCAGCCCUGUGGAUGCCAGCUCGUGCUUUGCACCCCAGCAUGGUGGUGGGGGAGAGUGGGGGGGGCUGGGCGAGGCGGGGACCCCAAAUGUCCCACGUCCUCCUUUUUAACCUUUGGCUUACGUCUUCACCCCGGACCGGGGUGCGGGUAGGUGCUGAGACUGUCAGCACCCCUCUCCGGGUGACACGGUGGCACCGGACCCCCCCAACCCACAAGCUUCAGGCUGCCUUCGCCUCCUCGCGUUGAUAGCGGCUCUCUAACGACAUUCAUCACGCAAGGCCUGGGUUGGGAUUUUUGUGGGGAGUUUGGGGUUUUUUUUUAAUUAAAAUAAAGCACUUAAUGUUGGCAA